This is a messenger RNA of Columba livia (rock pigeon), 2974 nucleotides long. Its product is annotated as maestro heat-like repeat-containing protein family member 6. The transcript is spliced from 12 exons. The record is from RefSeq and is a predicted model, not a curated record. The coding region runs from base 173 to 2836 and encodes 887 amino acids. Gene Ontology annotation, cellular component: cytoplasm. NCBI's taxonomy places the organism in Eukaryota, Metazoa, Chordata, Aves, Columbiformes, Columbidae.
CACCUCACUGUGCCCGGAGGACACGACGGGACAGGACGGGAGCGAGAGGAGCUGCCAGGAGCCCCUGUGCAGACGCCUUGUGCCCUGUUGAUCCGUGUCUGCUGUCUACGGCGCUUUUCCUACACGUCUCCCAUCCCUGCAGCAGGAGCCCUUGAGGCCAGACAGCAGCGGGAUGACGUGGAGACCCCCAUUCACACCCAGGGUGGUCUGGCUGAAUGACGAUAGUGAGGAUGAGGACGAGGAGGAGAAGGAGGUUGAGGCUGCCCCAACAUUGCAGCGUGAGGAGGUGCAGGAGCACCAGCUGCUGCAGGCAGGUCAGUGGCCGGGCUGGGCCGCAGGGCGAGUGGCUGCAGCCGGCUGGGACCAUCCCCGUGGACAUCCCCAGGGAAAGAGGGGACGAGGGGACAGGGCUGUUCCCCACGCUGGGCUCUGGCCAUGCUCCAUCCACGGGCACUCCCAGCCCCAUCCUGCGGCCAGGGAGACGGGGGUCAGUGUCCCCACCAGCCCCUGUCACGGGGCUCGGCUGUGUUCUCCAGCCUCUCCCGCAGCCCCUCAGCUCUGCCCACACUUGGUCUUUGCCAGAUCCCAACUGGGAGCUGCCAGAAGAGGAGCAGAAGCAGGAAGACACCCAUGUCCUGCACAACCCCAGAGCAAAGGUACCCGCAGCCAGCCCUGCUCUCGCUGCCCAGCCAAGCACCGCUGUUGGGCACUCGGUGUGGCAUCCUUCUCUUCCCUGCCCUUCCUAUUCCCGCAGCUGUUUUGGGAAACUGUCCACCCCAAAGACUGUGAAGGCUCCACUGUCGAGCUCGCUGAGGCCAUGACAGAAGGACAAUCCUACGACGCGGAGGCUGGUGCUGCUCUGCUGGAUAUGCUUGUGGAAAGCGAGGUCUCCACUUUGAAGCAGGUGCCCAGGAUUGUGCGGUGCAUCCACCGGUGGUUCAUGACCAACACGGACGAGUCAGUUGAGCACAGCCUGGACAACACCCUUGUGGAGCUCACCGACGCGCACCCCCAUGAUGUGGUGGUGGCCCUGCUGCGCUGUGCCCCAUCGUGCGACCGAGCCGCUGCAGCCAUGUGGAGGAUGAUGGUCACCACCAGCAUGACCACAAAGAAGGUGUUCCGGGAGCUGCUCUGCGUGCUGGAAGACUGGCCGCUGCACAGCACGUCCACCUGUGACGGGGACCAACAGGACGUCCUUGCCCUGGCUGCAACCAGGGCUCUGUGGGAGAUACUUCAAAUGCCCAGGUUCCCAAGAGGGCUGAAGGUGUAUUUCCCUCGCCUCCUCCUGGCUCUGCUCUUCCAAGUUGUGUACAGCACAGAGCAGAUGCCAGACGAGGUGGAUACUUUCUGGAGGGAAUGCCAGGAGGAAGGCGGCCUUCCCACCAGCCCCAGCAGGUUUAUAGUGCUGACUGUGAAAGCACUGCUCUGCCGUCUGGGCUAUAGGCUUGUAGCCUUUGAAGUGGAACGUAAGCGUGGCUGGGACACGCUCCUCCACGCUGAGACCCACCACUGCGCAAUGGGGCUGCUGGCCAGAGAGAUCCGUGUUGUCUCAAGACACCUCAAUGCCUCUGUGGUGUCCUACCUGGUCGAGCUGCUCAGCAGGAAUGAGCCCCGCUGUGAGCUCCCUGCCAUGGCGUUCCUUGUGGAGAUCCUGGCCUCCCCUGGCCCAAACGUAAGAGCUGAGAGCUUCCUGCAGCUUGUCCCAAGAUACCUGCAGAGCAACUGCAGCAUGACGCGUUCCCUGCUGCUCAAAGGCCUCAACGUGAUCUGCGACACACCGUGGAUGGUCCCAAAAAUGCGGUUCCUGGUGCCAAGACUCACGGAUCUACUGCAAGACACAGACAUGGAUAUGGUCAGGAUGACCCUCUCUGUGCUCAGGAAGGUGGUCCGUGACCCGAGCGUCCCAAUUUCCACCCCCAUCGCACUGCAGCUGGCUGAGAGGCUCCAGCCACUCUUUGACAACGACCAGGUGCACCUGAGGCAGCUGGUGCUGAGCUCUUGCCCUCUUCCUGUCCACCAGGAGUCCUGGUAUGUGCGACAGCUCUCCGUCAGCAUCUUUAAAGAGGUGAUAGAGCAUGUAGCAAAUGAUGGAAAAAAGCCGCUGAAGACGCUUGUGCACCAGAGCCUGCUCCCCCUGAUCUUCCACGUGUUUGAUGAGAACAAGGCCGUGGCAGCGACCUGUAGGGAUACCCUGCUGCAAGCUACCGCUUUCCUGAAGAAGGAGAAGCUCAGGCAGGUGGUGUUAAGGGAUCAGCAGACAGAGGCGAUCGGCGAGUGCCUGCUGGACAAGCCCCCCGAGCCCAGUGUUUGUGGCUGGCAGCUGUGCCCCUGCCCACUGCUGCAGCCCAUCGCCGCCAGCCUGCAGCCCACACACGCUCCCGUACCUCGUGUGUGCGGCCCCACGGGCUCUUCUCCAAGCUCCUCUCCCUGCCCGAGCCCAGGGCUGCUGACGGAGCCCCGGCCCAGCUGCGGGUUGGGGACAGGAUGGCACUGCAGCUCCUCGGGGAGCAGCCAGCCCUCUUGCUCCCUCCAGACCCGGCACCAGCCGGCUGCUGGCUGGGUGUUGUGGGUGUCCUGGCAGGGGAGGCCAGUCCUGGGCACAGGGACCACCCGGCCAGGGGCAGAGUCUGCACCAGCCCUUGUCUCCAUCCCCUGUCGCUCUCUCCAGCUGGUAGAGUGCCGCAGCAGAGCAGCAGAGUACCUGGGUCAGUCAUUGACGUACGUGCAGAGCCCACAGGACUCCAUACGAGAGGCAGCCGUCGCGUUCCUUGGGGUCCUUGGGCAGCACAUGAGGGCUCAGCCGGAGAAGUUCCGGCUCAUCUACCACAGUGAGUGAGGGCAGCGGGGUGUCAGCAGGGACUGGUGGGGAGGAGGAAGGACCCUGGCCAGGGAGCUGCAAUCCCUGCCCCGGCCGGGGAGGGCUCUGCUCCCUGCGCAGACGAGGGGUGGUGGGGGCAGAGCAGAGAGAGGUUUC